Molecule: messenger RNA, 1928 nt
Organism: Oppiella nova
Lineage: Eukaryota; Metazoa; Arthropoda; Arachnida; Sarcoptiformes; Oppiidae
Source: the annotation of a GenBank genome assembly
GAAUAAUCCGAACGCCAUUUGAGUCUUGUUUGAGACGUUUUUAACCCAAAUCUCAGGGCGUUUUGCUUUUGACCCGAAUUUAUGAACUUUUUAACGAAAAAACUUUUGAAUUUGUUUUAAAAUUUGUUUAAAUAAUUGGUGUUUGGAUUGAAUGGAGGAGACUGUGACCGCAGACCCGGAUGACAACCAGGAGAUGGUGGCCAUCAAUGAGGCGGACAUGGAUUCCGGUGACAACGACAAGGAGGAAGAGGGCUCUAAAAUGAAGUUAAAGAGCUCCUACCGACAGAAGUAUAAGAGGGCCUGGGAGUUGGACCAGGAGCUCAGGGACUGGUUGUCCCCAUUCACGGGUGACCCGUACUCAGCCUUUUGCAGGACCUGUCACUCCAAACUUCACGCCCAUAAGAAGGGACUGUUAGCUCACGCAAAGUCAUCCAAACAUAAGAAACACUCAUUAAAUCCGGAGGAACCGUUGAGUACAGACCCCGGAGAAGCGGUCGUCCAGUUCAAGAAAAUUAAGAAAACUCACUUUAAUGAUCAAUGGCUCGAAGACACAGUGUUCUCGCAGUGGUUGCGAAAGAUUCCCAAUAACUCGACGAAAGCUCUUUGCGUUGCCUGUCGUUCAGUGAUAACUGCCGGUCGGAGUGAACUCAUAAAACACAGUCAGGCGGCCAAACAUAAGAAGGCUAUACUGGACGGCAUUCCCGAAGACCUCGGAGAGUUUGACUUCGAUUGGUUGGACCCGUCAUAUGUGCCGCCGUCCGGAGCCGCGAGCAUAACACUCACCACAACCCCAGCCCUCACUUAUAGCUCUAAUAUAACUGUUCAACAAAUGAAUUCAACGAAUCAGAUGAUGGAAACAAAUGGCAUGAAUUUGACUGAUAUUGUGAACCACUUGCAAGAGUCAGUUCCCAUUCAUUUGGCUGAGAAGUGGGAUAACGUGGGACUUCUCACACAACCGACACAACCCAUUAAAGUGCAUAACAUUCUUCUGACGAUAGACUUGACUGAGAAAGUGGUUGAGGAGGCGCUCAAGAAGCGCGUCAAUCUCAUCAUCGCAUACCAUCCGCCCAUUUUCAAGCCAUUGAAGUCAUUGGUUCCCAACCACUGGAAGGAACGCAUAAUAUUGACGUGUAUUGAGAAUAAAAUAGCCAUUUAUUCUCCGCACACAGCGCUGGACGCCAUCAAAGGCGGAAUCAAUGACUGGCUGUUGACGGCAUUCGGGUCCUCCCAGUCAGCGCCCAUUCAACAGAGUUAUUCAGACCUGACCGGAAGCGGACACUUCUCCAACUGCUUGGAUGUUCUCGUCUCAGAAGGCGAAGACGUCACCCAAGCGUUGAGUGGUUUAGAAAAUGUCAUUUUGACGGUCAAGAGUAACGAAUACGGCGGAUGUGAUGUCAGAGUGUGUUGCGAUGACAAGACUUUGCCAAAAGUGGUGGAUAUUCUGUCGCAACACCCCGUGGCUCAGCUCUGCAGCCGAAUCACUAAACUUCAAUCCCCUCCACUCCCCGGUCAAGGAAUGGGUCGAUUAGCACGACUCGACCAAUCAUUACCACUCUAUGAGGUGGUCCAUCGGAUGAAACAACACUUGGAUCAGACUCAUGUCAGACUUGCAAUGUCUAGCAAACACACCAGAGAUACAAAAGUGACGACAAUAGGUGUAUGUGCGGGCUCGGGUGGCAGUGUCCUCCGCAACUGCAAGGCUGACGUCUGGAUCACUGGAGAGAUGUCUCAUCACGAGGUGUUGGAUGCCAUCCACGGCGGCUCUUCGGUCAUACUCUGCGAACACACCAAUACUGAGAGAGGAUUUUUGAAGCCGUGGUCGGAUCAGCUCAAAGAAUCUCUGGGUCCACACAACGUCAAUAUUAUGAUCUCCGAUGUGGACAAGGAUCCGCUUAGAGUUGUCUGAUAUGAAUGCAUGGAUGCUAUUA